This is a messenger RNA of Planococcus citri (citrus mealybug), 1296 nucleotides long. Its product is annotated as neural/ectodermal development factor IMP-L2-like. Gene Ontology annotation, cellular component: plasma membrane; axon. The transcript has 7 exons. Gene Ontology annotation, biological process: dendrite self-avoidance; homophilic cell-cell adhesion; axon guidance. Bases 270 to 1055 code for a protein of 261 amino acids. The record is from RefSeq and is a predicted model, not a curated record. Gene Ontology annotation, molecular function: cell-cell adhesion mediator activity. NCBI's taxonomy places the organism in Eukaryota, Metazoa, Arthropoda, Insecta, Hemiptera, Pseudococcidae.
CUAAGCUAAAGGAACAACAUUGUAAAUUCGUCUUUUCUUAAACAUGUUUUCGCGAGUAGUAAUAAAAGAAAAUACGAAAAUUUUUUACAGCAGAUAUAAAUUAUUUGAACUAUCAGUGUUAAUUACUUAACAAAUUUUUUUUCAAUUUUUGAUUCAUUAGAAAAUUAUUACCAUUUUUUGUUAAUUUAUUUGUUUUGUAUUUUUUUUUCAUUUUUGUCGUUUUUUUUUAAAAGUGUAAUUUUUUUGUAAUUGAAAUAAUUUUUAGAAAAAUGGAAGCUAUUCGUGGCCUUUUCGUUCUUCUUGUAGCCGUCACCGCGAUUGAUGCGUCUGUAGUGACAAAUCUCUAUAAACUGACCAAAGUUCCAGGAAGGACUCCAAAUAGACGUGUGCCUUUACAAGGAGAAUGGAUCAAUAUUAGUAUGAGAAGUGAUCCAGUUCUCACAGUUCCUACCGGUACAGCAGUCGAAUUAGAGUGUGAGGCUGUUGGAAGCCCACCUCCGAGCAUAAAAUGGCACCACGGAAGUAAUCAAGUGACUGAGGCUGAAAUCAUCGAACAAAACGAGGUGGUCAACACCGCUAUCGGUAAAGUCAGAUCGCGUCUUGUUAUCGAUUGUGCAACGUCUCACCACCAAGGAAUGUACUCUUGUUCCGGUACUUCGGGUGCCAAAUCGAAGAAUUCUUCACCUACCUCAAUUUUAAUCGAAGCCGACAGCGUGGCUAGCACCGAGUGUCAGCCAAAUGCUCAAAAAAGCCCUCGUAUUACCGUAUGGGGACCAACCAUGCUAGAAGUUAUCGAUAAAGAUGUCACUUUACAAUGUUCCGCUGUCGGAAAUCCUAAACCAGAGAUUUACUGGUUAAACAAUAAAAACCAAGUUCUUGAUACUGAUCUAGUAUCUCCUCACUACAAAGUGCUGAGUAACGGAGAUUUAAUCAUCAAUCAAAUCACUUGGGAUGAUAUGGGUACAUACACCUGCAUAGCUCAAAAUUCUCUCGGUCAAGAUAAAAUUGAAAGCUUCAUCUACCCUGUCAAAAAAGAAUCGAGUACUCAAUCUUAAAUGAAUGAUCGGAAAAAUGGUUUCUCUAAAGUUGAAUGUUGUUCAGAUCAAUUACAACUGUACAGUAUGCUGAUCGCAAAUCAACUCGGAGAUAGCAGACUUACGCUACUUUUUUAUGAUUUAAUUUAUUGUUUGAUAUUUCAAUGUAAAAAUAUUUUCUCACUUAAUUUAAUGUAUUUAUAAAUGCAUUGUUUUUGAAUUCGCUAAAUAAAACAGAAAUAUUUUCUGGUUUGUCUGUUAA